Molecule: messenger RNA, 813 nt
Organism: Chrysoperla carnea
Lineage: Eukaryota; Metazoa; Arthropoda; Insecta; Neuroptera; Chrysopidae
Product: protein FRA10AC1
Exons: 2
Coding region: 28-762 (244 amino acids)
Biological process (GO): dephosphorylation
Molecular function (GO): phosphatase activity
Source: RefSeq, a predicted model, not a curated record
UUUAAUGAAAACAAAACGUAGAAAAAUAUGACAUCGAUAAAAGUACAAUUUCGGUCAUUAAAUGCUUACGAUUUACACAAACGUUUAAUUAACGAUUAUGUAUUAAGUAAACCAGGUGCUUCAAGAUUACUAAAACGAGAUACAACUCGCGAUAAACGUGAUAUUGAUGUUAUUCGUGAAAAUCAUCGAUUCCUGUGGGAAGAUGAUAAUGCACCUAAUACGUGGGAAGAACAACUGGCACGAAAAUAUUAUGACAAAUUAUUCAAAGAAUAUUGCAUAUCCGAUUUAUCACGGUACAAGGAAAAUAUGAUUGCAAUGCGAUGGCGUACCGAACCAGAAGUGAUCACUGGGAAAGGACAAUUUAGUUGUGGCAAUAAACGAUGUGAAGAAAAAGAAGGAUUGCGUACAUGGGAAGUAAAUUUCGGUUACAUUGAACAGGGUGAAAAAAAGAAUGCACUCGUUAAAUUAAGAUUAUGCCCGGAAUGUUCAAUAAAAUUAAAUUAUCGUUCCAGAAAACGUGAAAUCAAACGGUUGAAGGUUCAUAAAAAGAAAAAGCAUUCAUCGAAAGAGGAAGAAGGUAUAAAAGAAGUUGAAGAAACGAAUGCAAAUGAUUCGACAAUAACUCGAGAAGAAAUUAAUGAACCAAGUAGUUCGACGACUUUGCCGGACGAUGAAAAUAUUUGGACCAGACCAAGAGAGGAAGAAAUUGAAAAAUCCAGAGGAGAUGAAUUUGCAGAAUUCUUAGAAGAAUUAUUACUGUAAUCAAAUUUACUAAACAAACAAAAAAAUAAAAUAAACCUCUUUCUAUUUGAA